AUGAGGGUGAACUUGGCUCGUCACAGUCGGUGGCUCUUCGUUUAUCGACCGACUUCUGCGCCUGUCUGUCUUCCCUGUGUGAACCAGGUCCGACGAAGACUGAUCACGCGACCCGUGGUGCAGAGGCCUUUUGCGAGAACAUUUCUAAAUGCACUGUUCCCGAAGCCCCCGCGAGAAAUCCGACAACCCGAGUAUGAGCCAGGAUGGAUGCAGAUCAUGGUUUGGAGAAGUCGGAUGCUUGACAAUCUGCGACCGCCGCCGAGGAAAGAAUUGAUCGACUCGCUGCGGAAGCUUAUGCAAUCGAAACUGAAGAGGAGGGUACCGCUGAAUAGCACGCAGGCGUUGCAAUGCCACAGAUUGCUUGAAUAUCUUACGGCUGGUGGAGGGGAUGACCAGUCCUCCAAGGCGAUGUCUUGGGCUGAUUUGUCCAUGAUACGACAAGUUCUUCUCGAUGUUGAACCGCAAGAAAGAGGCGAAAGUUAUUUGAAGUUAGCAAAGUCAUUGUACGCAGUCUGGUCUUCGGGGAAUUACACCGGAGAAGCUCAGACUGUGCAGCUGCAAUGGAGCUAUCUCAUCCAGAUGCUAUGCCAGUACGGUGGCUCGGAAGAAGCACUGCUAAUGUUGAAAUCAAAGUGGGCGGAUUCUUCGUACAGUGCCUACUUGGUCAAGGAAGAUCGACUGCUGGUAUCGGUCGCCUGUGGACUUGCGAGAGAGGGCAAAGAAGCGCAGCUUGUCGAGCUGGUUAAUUACGCCAUGGUACACGGUGUCCCAUACGAUGCUACCAUUCAAGCGGCGAUGAUUCGAUAUUUUGCCCACAACGACAAGGUCACCGAGACUCAGCAUUGGUUCAACCAGCCAACUAAUGAGAAGUACUCUCAGCCCCAGGUAUAUCGAGACAUAGCAUCACUUGCGAGAAGAAACAACCUCCGGGACUGGGCGGUGCCUCUCAUCCUCGAACUAGGGCAAUCACAACCGACGCGAAACCAUUGGGACGUUAUACUGCAGUCCAUCUUACUGCUUGGGAAGGGCUUGGCGGAAGUAGAAGCCAUGAUGGGACACAUGGUCGAUCACAACGGGGUGCUUCCCCCCACGAUCAGUACCAUCAAUGGCCUUCUAACAGUUGCGGUUGAGACUAAGGAUCCGGAAUUGGGCGAGGGCAUCCUUGCGCUUUGUGCCGAGAGGGGCCUUGUGCCGAAUGGAGAGACAUAUCUUCAACUGUUCCGCCUGCGGCUAGAAACUGCGGACCUCAAGGGCGCACAACGUGCUUUUGAACAAGUCAAACAUUUCGAACCGUGGAACAACGAAAACCACGGGACAACGGAUCUCUUCGAUUGUUUUCGUCAAUGCUCAAAUAGCUAUUUGACCCUGCUAUCACAGCAAGUGCCUCCAGAUUUCGAGACUAUUCUUGCGCUUCUAGACGCUCUCGAGGAGGAGCAGAUGCUACUAGGCCCGGAAACUGUAGCAGCUCUUUGUGUCAAAUUUCUCGAGAAUGAACAGCACUUUGAUGUGAUUGAUUUGCUGUCUCUCCAUUCUUUCCACUACAGCGAGAAGCAACGAGAGGUCGUGCAACACGCGUUUGUGGAAUUUUGUCUCGACAAGGAGACUAGUACAUCUCGAGCAUGGGGCGCAUACCAACUUCUCCGACAGUUCUUUCAGGACACCAGCUACGAGCUCAGGAUGAAAUUGAUAUCAUCGUUUUUCGAUCGCAAACGCCCAGAUAUGGCCUCUCAUCUGAUUCGACACAUGCGCCAACACCGAAACAAGGCUUACCACCCUACUAUGGAUACCUAUAUCCUCUAUCUGGAGGGAGUCGCGGAGCAUCCCGAUCCCGAGGGAUUAGUUAACAUACACAACAUGCUCAAGAUGGACACUUCUAUCCAACCAAACACCAAGCUAUACACCGGACUGAUGCUGGCUUACGCGGCUUGCGGCAAGCCAACAACAUCGCUGGACUUUUGGAAUGAGAUUACCCAGUCUCGUGAGGGCCCGUCGUAUGCAAGUUUACAGGCAGUGUUUUGGGCAUUGGAGAAGAAACCUGGUGGAGACAAGCAGGCUCGUGAAAUUUGGGAGAGAAUCGAGCGGAUGGAUCUGGAAGUCCCGCCGGCCGUGUACAAUUCAUACGUGGGGGCCGUGGCUGGAAGUGGCAACGAGAAGGAAGUGCGAGGGCUAAUUCUGAAUAUGGCAUCCUACGUCGGAUCGGAGCCGGAUUCGAUGACGCUAGCCAUUGCGCACAACGCGCUGCCCGGACAGGAACUACAGGAAAACUACCGCGACUGGGCAAAGAAAAAGUACCGGGCCACGUGGGCAGAGCUUGACAAAGCCGGCAGACGGCUUAACGAGUUUGGCCUCUGUCAAAUCAAAAUUAAGCGUAUCAUGAAGACAUGA
Messenger RNA from Metarhizium album ARSEF 1941, 2385 nucleotides. RefSeq names its product Complex I intermediate-associated protein 84. Gene Ontology annotation, molecular function: protein binding. The transcript has 2 exons. The coding region runs from base 1 to 2385 and encodes 794 amino acids. Lineage: Eukaryota; Fungi; Ascomycota; Sordariomycetes; Hypocreales; Clavicipitaceae. The record is from RefSeq and is a predicted model, not a curated record.